Messenger RNA from Nylanderia fulva, 2698 nucleotides. The record is from RefSeq and is a predicted model, not a curated record. NCBI's taxonomy places the organism in Eukaryota, Metazoa, Arthropoda, Insecta, Hymenoptera, Formicidae.
CGAGUAACUCAAUACGCGCCUUCGGCGACAAGAAGGGUUCGCGAUAUCGUGGAGGAAUGCACGUGUCCGACGCAAUUUCCGAUGAUUCACGUGGCCGAGGGCAAGUACCGGAUCGGCGACACCAAGGUCACGAUCUAUGUCCGGGUCCUGCGUAGUCACGUGAUGGUGCGUGUCGGUGGUGGAUAUACUCUCAGCCAUUAUUUAGAGAAACACGAUCCGUGCCGAUGCAGGAACUCGCAUCGCUCGAUGGUCUCGGCGAAGCUCAUUCAAAAGGCCAGCGGAUCCUUCGAUCUGGGCAACGCGCAGGUGCAUUACGAACGAUCAUCACCUCCAAGAACCAGGCGGAGUUCCGCGUCGAGCGUCGGUUCGGUACAAAAUCUGCAAUCGGCGCAGCUGCACGCACCACCCAGGAGCAUUUCCAGCAAUCGCUCGCGAUCGCCCACACCUCACCGGCCGACGGCCAGCAGCAAGCAGCAACAGCAUCAGCAUCAGCCACAAUCGGCCGAGGAGCUGAAGAAGCGCUCGAGGAGUCCCACGCCGCACAGGAAACUGCUGGCGAGUCCGAAUCAGACCGAUUUGGCGAAACAGAGAUCGAGGUCGCCGACACCUAGGGCGAACCUGAGAUCGAGGAGUCCGACGCCGCGGAAAAAUACAGAUUCGUCCAGGAGGAACGUCAACGAGGAGGCGCGAUCGCCAACCUGUCACGGGAAACUUCCGGAAAACGGCCGAGAGAGCGGCCUUAAAGUGCCGGGCGAGUUUACGAAACGAUACAUCGUGGAGGGUGGCGUGGCGCGUCGCGCCGUCGAGAGGGAUGACACGCCGAAGUACGAGCCGUCCAUCUACAACUACAAGUGCAGCGAGGACUCGAGUGGCAGUCGAAGCCCCACGCCGAGCAAGGAGGAACAGCCGCCCAUCGAGACUUUCGGCAAGGACACCCAGGCGAACACCCAGAAGUCGCCGCACGGAGACGGAGAGCACUCGGACAACUGCAGCGAGGUCUCCGACGAGGGUUACCGAAGCCUCGGUGCCGUCCAAUCGUCCACCGCCAACGGGAAUUCCGCCAGUACGCAGAGCUCGCCCACGGUUGCCGAGUGUCAAAAGCAACCGCCAAAAACUGAGCCUGAGGAAAGAUCUGGCGUGGAGACCGACAGCAUCGAGACCGGGCUGCGCAAGGUGAUUCGAAAGGACAGACUGGCGAGUCCUUUACGAGUCUCGUCUCCGUCCAGGAGCACGGCGUCCUCGUCGACGGACGACAGGACCCCACGAGCCGGUUCCGUCGCGCGAGAGAACAGCAACCUAUCCAAGACCUCGUCCGGGAGCAAGACGCCCAAGGACAGCAAUUCCAGCCCGGAGGGUAGUCCGCUGAACCGAGGCGGCUCGAUGCGCAACCGGGGUAACGGAACGGUUCGCAAGUCAACGCCGAGCGGAAGUCUCAGCAAAGCGCUGUCACCGAUACCGAUUCCCAGUUUCACGAAGACGACGUCCGUCGGCGGUAGCGCCACGUGGAACGGCCGUCAGACCAGGCGGCGCAGCAUUCAGACGGACACCUUCUUGGAUCCGAGCUCGACGCCGGCCACGUGCGCCACGACGCCGAGUUUCUCGCGGAAGAGCCCGGGCAGGCAGAGUCUGCAGUCGCGGCCGAGCCUGAACGGAGUUCAGUACGAUAGGAACGGCAGGAGGAUCAGAGCGUCCGCUACGGGAACCGCGUCUCUCCAGUCGUCGCCUACGAAGGUGACGAAUCCGUUGCUCGAUCAGAUACUGCAGAAACUGGGCGACUUGAAGGACGAGCGGCAGAUGGUGCAGAAGCUGCAGGGCCUUCUGAGGGAUUAUCAGGCUACCUCGACCGACCGUGCCGCGAAUAUGGACUUCGCCAAAAUGUGGGUGGACAGUAACGGGACGAUGACUGUGCCUCAGGAUGUUCAGGUAUCGGUUUCUCCCCGAAAAGAUCCCAAACCUCAGGAAGGUUGCUCGAGGAUACCGGUGCCUCGUACCGUAUCCUAUAAAAGACCGAUGUCCGUGGCAUCGGAUAGCGUUUGAGAGUGGUAUAUCGGGUAGCCUUCUUGCGUUAGGCUAAGUUAGGCUCUUCGACUCACCGCUGACAUUAGCGAGAGCAACCAUUCGCGUCUCUUGCUGCGCUUGAUUCUUCAUUCGAUUUAAUAGAUGAGUCGGACGUCUUAAUAACGGAGGGGCAUAUAUAUAUUUUAUAGUUGACUUUUAAAAAUGUGUUUUAUAAUUGACUCGGAAAGAUAGUACGUAAAGGGAGAUUCAGAGAUCUGUAGUUUGAAAAGUUUACCAAUUUUUAGAAGUGCAGGAAAAGAAAAAUCGAGAGAGUCCAUGAUAAGAUUGAAUUACUCUAUACUAAAAAGAUUAUUUGUGUGAUAUCAAAUUUUUACUUUUAGCGAGUGAAAAGUAUCGUAAAUAGUGGAUUGGUCUAAUUUAUUUAAAUUUUUUUAGACUAUUUUAGAUAUUUUUUUAACAUCGAAAGACGAUGCUCUUUAAGAGAUGCUCUCUACUAAAUAUUCAGAAAUUCACAAAAUUACAAUUUUGUAAUUUUUUUAAUUAUGUAAGCUUGAAGUUUCAAAGUGCUUGAUAUUUUUUUAUCUCAAGAUUUAAAAUCAAAGUCAACUAACUUCAGAUGCAUUUUGAGAUUAAAAAACACAUUUACAAGUUUUAAUAUUUAAAACUUCAAAAACUUUAA